AUGCCCCGAGCCUCAACGCGGUCAACCCGCUCCUCCGCCGGCGCCGCCUCAACCCGAUCAGCCGGCGGCGGCGGCGGCACCCGUGCCUCAACAACAACCUCCCGCGCGUCUUCCGCAGCAGCAGCCGCCCAUCACAACGCCGACAUCCCCGACGAGACGCCCGACAACGCGCUGCGCACCCAAGUAGCCGCGGUAUUUCGCGAUGCCCAGCGCACGACAGCGACACACCGUAAACUGGCGGUAACGCUGCGCAAGAUCCAGGAGGCGUGCUGUUAUGAGCCUACGAGCGUGCGGAAGCCGUCCGGGGGGGCUGGUACGGGUGGGGGUAGUGCGUCGAUUGCGGAUUUUGAUGAGGAUGAUUUCAAUGCGGAGUUUACGCGGUGUGCGUUGAGGGUGAUGCCUAUCAAGAAGAGUGAAGGGGUAGGGGAGAAGACGGUGCGGUUUAUUGGGCUUUUCCUGCGGCACGCGGUGGACAAGGAUAAUGAAGUCGCGGGCGAGGUGGAUGAGGAUGCAAGCACGAUGCCGGAGACACCUGGAACGCGGCUGACGACGCAGCUGAUGGAGACGGCGCUGCCGUUGUUGGCGGGCAAGGACAAGUUUGUGCGGUACCGCGCGACGCAGCUGAUUUCGCAUAUUAUUAACUCGCUGGAUGCGAUUGAUGACGAUUUGUUUCAGAAGCUGCGCGCGGGGCUCUUGAAGAGGAUUCGGGAUAAGGAGGCUAUGGUGCGGGCGCAGGCGGUGUUGGGGUUGGGCAGGUUGGCGGGGAAUCAGAUGGAGGCGGAGGAGGGGGAAGAUUCGGAUGAGAGUGAUAGCGAUGGGCGUGAUGCUGGCUCGGCUGGGUUGUUGGAGCGGUUGUUGGAGGUGCUGCAGAAUGACCCCAGUGCUGACGUGCGCCGGUCGUUGUUGGUGAACCUGCCCAUCCUGCCGAGCACGCUGCCGUUCCUGCUUGAGCGGGCGCGCGACCAGGACGCGGCCACGCGCCGGGCGGUGUACUCGCGGCUGCUGCCGGCGCUGGGCGACUUCCGGCAUCUGUCGCUGUCGAUGCGCGAGAAGCUGCUGCGCUGGGGCCUGCGGGAUCGCGACGAGAACGUGCGCAAGGCCGCGGGCCGGCUUUUCCGCGAGCGCUGGAUCGAGGACUGCGCGGGGACGGCCCCUCCCGCGGAAACGGGCCAGCCGGCUGAGGUGUCGCCGCCGAACCUGGACGCGCUGCUGGAGCUGCUGGAGCGUAUUGAUGUGGUCAAUGCUGGCGGGGAGCACGGUGUCGGGCUUGAGGCGAUGCGCGGGUUCUGGGAGGGCCGGCCGGACUACCGCGAGGCCAUGUUCUUUGACGAUGCCUUCUUCGAAACGCUAAGCGCCGAGUCGGUGUUUGUGGUGCGCACGUUCAACGACUUUUGCCGGCACGAGGGUGGGGGCAAGUUUGAGUCCCUGGUCGAGGAGAAGCUGCCCGAGGUGACCAAGGUGGCGUUUUACUUGGAGCGGUACAUCAAAGUGCUCAUCGACGCGAUCCAGCGGGCCGAGGAGAAGCAGCAGCAGCGGGGUGAGAGCGAAGAGAGCGACGAGGAAAACGAGGAGGACGACGACGAAGGGGACACGGCUGAGCAAGAGUUCAUUGUGGAGCAGCUGCUGCACAUCGUGCUGACGCUGGACUACUCGGACGAGGUCGGCCGGCGCAAGAUGUUCUCGCUGUUGCGCCAGACCCUCUCGAUCCCGCAACUGCCCGAGGAGGUCACCAAGCUGACGGUGUCGGCCCUGCGCGACAUCUGCGCGCCUGAUGCGGCCGGCGAGAAGGAGUUUUGCAGCAUUGUCCUGGAAGCCGUGGCGGACGUACACGACACGAUCGUCGACGAGGCCGAGGGCGAUGACGACGGACUUCCGGAGAACGACGACGAGAGCUUCCACUCGGCACGGUCCGAAGUCAGUGGCGACACGACGCCGACGCGGGCCAACGGUGGUGGUGCUGGAGGAGCUGGUGGCAAAGGGGGAAAGAAAGUAACCCCCGAGUCCGAGGAAGAGGCCGCGCGCAAAGCCAUCCGGGAGAUCAUGAUCAACAUGAAGUGUCUGCACAUUGUGCAGUGCAUGCUGUCCAACGUCGCCGGCGACCUGCAGCAGAACGACCACCUGGUGGCCAUGCUCAACAACCUAGUCGUCCCCGCGGUGCGCAGCCACGAGGCCCCUGUCCGCGAGCGCGGCCUGGUCUGCCUCGGCCUAUGCUCGCUACUCGACCGCUCGCUCGCCGAAGAGAACCUCACCCUAUUCAUGCACUUCUUCGCCAAGGGCCACACCGAGCUGCAGAUCACCGCCCUGCACAUCCUAACCGACAUCCUCAACGUGCACGGCGCCCAGCUCCUAUCAUCGAACCCAGCCCUGCUCAAGGUCUACGUCAAAGCCCUGCGGUCGGGCGCCAAACACCCCGAAGUCCAGGCCGCCGCCACCGUGGCCGCCUCCAAGCUGCUCCUCGGCCGCGUCGUCAGCGACGCCGACGUCUCGGCCGAGCUGCUCAAGACGCUGGUGAUUGCCUACUUUGAGCCCGCCUCGGCCGGCAACCAGAGCGUGCGCCAGGCGCUCAACUACUUUUUGCCCGUGUUCAGCUACGCCCGCGCCGAGAACCAGGACCUGAUGCGCCGCGUGGCCCUCGACGCCCUGCACACGCUGUACAAUGUGCGCGAAGGGUUUGACGACGACGAUGCUGACAUUGAAGAUGAGAUGGUUUCGCUUAGCACCAUUGCCGCGUGUCUGGUCGACUGGACCGAUCCGCGCAAGUGUUACUCGCCGGGCGGUGUUGGCGGCUUUGGCCUGGCUGGCAUUGGCGGCGGGGCUGGUGCUGGUGGUGCUGGUGGGCUGGCCGAGGCCGAGAAGAAGAAUGUCCCGGCGGAUGUGCAUUUGGAUUUUGCGGAGGAUAUUCUGGAGCGGUUGAGCGGGAAUGCGCCGAAAGAAGAAAAAAAAAUCAUCGCCGCCCUCCUCGGCAAACUCUACGUCUCCCCGGCCUCCUCCGAAGACCGCACCCGCGACGUCUACACCAUCGUCUCCGACGCCGUCGACGCCCAGCUCCUCCCCGACACCGCCAGCCGCAACGCCCUCUACAAAAUCCACGUCAGUCUCGGCAAGAUUGUCAACAACCUCGAUGCUGUCGCCGCUGCGGCCUUGUCGGCGGCUACGGCUGAGAAGGAGGCGGCGAUGGGGGGAAAGUAUAGACGCAGUGUUAGUCGGGCUAGUUCUGAGGAGGAGGUGGAGGUGGAGGACCGUAAGGAUGUAAAGAUAAAAGAGGAGGACAUGGAUGAGGACAUGGAUGAUGAUGUUUCGGAUGCGGGGACGGUAGUAAGGAAUCGGAUGGGGACGGAGAUGAGUAGUGCUGGGGGGGAUUUAGAUGAGGAGGAGGAGGAGGAGUUGUGA
Messenger RNA from Dichotomopilus funicola, 3390 nucleotides. RefSeq names its product nuclear condensing complex subunit. Gene Ontology annotation, cellular component: condensed chromosome; condensin complex. NCBI's taxonomy places the organism in Eukaryota, Fungi, Ascomycota, Sordariomycetes, Sordariales, Chaetomiaceae. Bases 1 to 3390 code for a protein of 1129 amino acids. Gene Ontology annotation, biological process: mitotic chromosome condensation. The transcript is spliced from 3 exons. The record is from RefSeq and is a predicted model, not a curated record.